AUGACAUUAGAUUUAUCAUACAAGCAUGCUGCAAAUCAAUACUUCGAGUCAACUCCCGCGAGUGAAUGGACGUAUCCCGGGUAUCUCGAAAAAAUGCAACCAUACUUCAACAACCACUUCAAACUGAGUUCAUUGAAAUCGACAUGGAAGAAACGAUUUAACGAACAUUUGAGAGAAAUCGAAAGAGAUCAAGUAGGUGAGAAAUGCACUUUUGCGUCAGAUCUUCUUAAUCAGCAAAAUAUUAUCGCUAGUCUGUAUAAUUGUACCACACGGGGAGCAGGUGACGCCCUGUUAACUCCUGGAGUAGGUGACGUCCUCGGUGCAAUGUACAAGAGUGCUUCUACUAUACAAGUUAAGGGUUUAAAAGCUACCGAACUCUGGAAUCAGUUUGAGAAGAAAAGAGCACUACAGCAUCAGCAGCAUAACUCAAACAUUGAUAUACAAUUAAGUACGUUGAAAGUGAUGAGCACUUCUACCUGUCAGGAAGGUGAAUUGGCCGGACAGAUGGUAGCUUCGAGUAUCAGUGGCAAGAAAAAUGUUAAACACAAUAAAAAUGCGAGAGAAAAGCAAAAAUCACGUAAAACUAGCAUUGAAAAUUCUCAUCAAGCGGAAUCUUCUAAUUGUUCUUAUAGGCUGAAUAAUGUGCUGAAUGUUCAAGAAAGCUUCGAUGAGAACGAUGAGGAAGAAGUUAUUCAAAAUGCCGAAGUAAUAACAGACUUCUUGGGAAACGAUAUUGAAUGUUCGGAGGCAUCGAAAAAACUUUGUUCGGCAUAUAUGGAACAGUAUCCCGAUGGAGACUUGAUUGACCUCCGUUCAUGUUCAUCCUUCCUCAGAAAUAUUCCAAGAUCGAUAACCGAACAAUUAAUUCCCGAUAAUGUGCACAAUUUCCUGGUGCAGUUUUUUUCACAAACUAUUUCGGAUACAGAGUGGCAAGGUAAGGUUGACGACCUACGAUCUCCAGAAGAGAAAGACCCUCUAAUGGUUGCAGUAGUCCGAAUUUUACGUCGGACAUUACCACAAUU
Molecule: messenger RNA, 1022 nt
Organism: Funneliformis mosseae
Lineage: Eukaryota; Fungi; Glomeromycota; Glomeromycetes; Glomerales; Glomeraceae
Source: the annotation of a GenBank genome assembly